Molecule: messenger RNA, 5803 nt
Organism: Zootoca vivipara (common lizard)
Lineage: Eukaryota; Metazoa; Chordata; Lepidosauria; Squamata; Lacertidae
Gene: SCNN1D
Product: sodium channel epithelial 1 subunit delta
Biological process (GO): sodium ion transmembrane transport
Cellular component (GO): sodium channel complex; plasma membrane
Molecular function (GO): ligand-gated sodium channel activity
Source: RefSeq, a predicted model, not a curated record
UUUGAAAAGAAAAAAUAAUAAUGAAUUCCUAUGCCCCACAAAUAACCCAGAGAGGCAUUUUUAAAUAGAAGCACACAUUCUACUCAUGUAAAAACACCAGGCAGGCCCCACAAAUAACCCAGAGAUGCUUUUUAAAUACAAGGACACAUUCUACUCAUGUAAAAACACCAGGCAGGCCCCACAAAUAACCCAGAGAAGCUUUUUAAAUAAAAGGACACAUUCUACUCAUGUAAAAACACCAGGCAGGCCCCACAAAUAACCCAGAGAUGCUUUUUAAAUACAAGGACACAUUCUACUCAUGUAAAAACACCAGGCAGGCCCCACAAAUAACCCAGAGAUGCUUUUUAAAUACAAGGACACAUUCUACUCAUGUAAAAACACCAGGCAGGCCCCACAAAUAACCUAGAGAUGCUUUUUAAAUAAAAGGACACAUUCUACUCAUGUAAAAACACCAGGCAGGCCCCACAAAUAACCCAGAGAUGCUUUUUAAAUACAAGGACACAUUCUACUCAUGUAAAAACACGCUGAUUCCAGGACCGUCCUUGGGCCAGAUUUAGAAGGUGAUUGGGCCGGAUCCGGCCCCCGAGCCUUAGUUUGCCUACCCACGGGGGAGGAAAAGAGCUGCAACACCAGAGACCAGAAUAUUAAAAACUGAAAUGUAGAUGUAAAUAAAUGGAGCUUAAAAAAACAAAACAGUAACAGCCUGCCAUGUAAAGCUCCAAAAGGAAGUGUCUCAGCAAUGUGGUGGCCCCACCAAAAGUAGAAGGAUUGUGGGCAUCUCCCUUGCAUGCAGAAGGUUGCAGGUUCAAUCCCCAGCACCUCCACAUAGGACCAGGAAGCACGCCUGCCAGGGACCCUGGAUCAUAGAUCACAGAACUGUAGCAUUGAAAGGGACCCUGAGGAUCAUCUAGUCCAACCCCCUGCAAUGCAGGAAUAUAUGCAGCUGCCCCAUACAGGGAUCGAACCUGCAUCCUUGGCACUAUCAGCAUCGUGCUCUAACCAACUGAGCUAUCCGGGAUAACUGUUGCCGGUCAGUGUCGACAAGACUGAGCUAGACGAGCUAAUGGUACACAACACGUGCUCAGUGUAAGGCAGAUUCCUGUGUUCCUGUAUUCCUGAGAAUACAGGAGGAACUUUUCCGAGGCAGGGAAAUCAUCCAGCAUCUUUGAGGGCAGCAGGAGAAAUGACCGAAUCACCUGAAAGAUGAGGACGAUUAAGACACCGCAAGGAGGAUUCCUCAGAAUUUGGAAUUGUUUCCUCCUUCCCUCCUCCCUCUAUCGCAGCCAACAAACGGGAGAUUCCGCAUGAAUCCAAAGGCUUCCCAAGUUGAGCAAGGCUCUCGGCGUCCUCCGACUGGCUGGUCUGGUCUUCUUCCCUGGGAAGAAAUCUGCCAGCCUGCUGAGUCUCUCCAAGAAGCUCCAGCCCUUCCGAGCUGUGACUCAACCUCUCAAUCUGCAUAACAAGGCUGGACAGCUCCCAGGCGCUCUUAUCUGUGGGUAUAAAAGAAAACUCCCAGGAUCAACUCUCACAUUUUGCCAGCUCCUUCGCGCUGCGCUCCACGCUGCUCCACCGGCUCCCAGUUCAAGAGAAGAGCAGGAGGCGCAACCAAGAGAAUGGAAGAAGAAACACAUAAAGAGAAAGAGGUGGAAACGAGAAGGGAGGAGGAUGCUGCCCUCAUUGCUUUCUACAGCUCCUUCAAGGACCUCUUUGAGUUCUUUUGCUUGAACACCACCAUCCAUGGCACCAUCCGGCUGGUCUGCUCGAGUCGGAACAAGAUGAAGACGGCCUUCUGGACCCUCCUCUUCCUCGCCAGCUUUGCCAUGCUGUAUUGGCAAUUUGGGCUCCUCUUCAACCAGUACUGGCAAUACCCAGUGGUCUUGUCAAUUUCUGUCAAAUCACAGCAAACGAUGUUUCCUGCCAUCACCCUCUGCAAUUUGAAUCCAUACAGGGUCAAUAUAGUCAGCAAAAAUAUGGCCGAGCUGGAUAAUCUGGCCAGGGAAACCCUACACAACCUAUACCCCUUCACCAUCCCGGCGAGCACUCUGGAAGACAACUCCAGCGUCAGUGUGGAGAACUGGACAAGCAGUGCGGUCAACAGCUCCAGCUUCAAGCUAGAUCACAGCGUUGCUCUAGUGAGAAUGGGCGACGGCAAAGUGGGCUUCCGGCUGUGUAACCAAACGGGCGGAGACUGCUACAUCAAGGUUUACUCCUCCGGGGUCGACGCUUUCCAGGAAUGGUACCGUUUCCACUACAUGAACAUCAUGUCCCAGGUGCCACCCAUCAUUGACAUCUCCAAGGAUGCCGACCACAUCAACGACCUGGUCUACGCUUGCCAGUAUGACGGAUUGCCUUGCAAAGCUAGUGAAACGGUGCACUUUCAUCACCCCGCCUAUGGAAGUUGUUACACUUUUAAUAAAGGCGGGACAGAUGAGUUCUGGAAAGCUUUGAAGCCUGGAAUCGUUUACGGUCUCUCCCUUAUCCUCAAAGUGGAACAAAAGGACCACAUCCCGCUGCUGUCCACCAAGGCGGGUGUGAGGGUGAUGAUCCACAGCCACAACCAGACCGCGUUCUUAGAGCACGAGGGGUUUGAUAUUCGGCCGGGGAUUCAAACCACCAUCGGGAUCACACAGGACGAGGUGACUCGCUUAGGCGGAAAUUACGGAACAUGUACAAAGGACGGAGAUGAUGUGGCUGUCAAGCUCAUAUACAACAGCACAUAUACGCAGCAGGCUUGCUUGCAUUCAUGCUUCCAGAGGAAAAUGAUUGAAGAAUGUGGUUGUGGGUACUAUUACUACCCACUGCCUCCAAGAACGGAGUACUGCAACUAUAACAAGCAUCCUAAUUGGGGUCAUUGCUUCUAUCGCCUGUACAAUCGUGUGUACAAUCAGGAUGCCACUCAUAGCGAAUCCUGUUUUGACAAAUGCCACAGACCAUGCAAAGAGACUUGGUACAAACUUUCAGCAGGAUAUGCAAAGUGGCCCUCGACCAAAUCGGAGAAAUGGAUUCACAAAGCUUUGGAAGCCCAGAACAGCUACAAUGUCACCGGCGACAGUGCCAGGAAAGAUAUUGCCAAGGUGAACAUUUACUACGAGCGACUAAACUACAAUUCUUGGGAUGAAUCUCCUGAAUAUACAGAAACCCAGAUGAUGUCCAACAUGGGAAGCAACUGGAGUCUCUGGUUUGGGUCGUCGGUGCUGUCAGUGGUGGAGCUGCUGGAGUUCCUCGUGGAUGCCGCCAUCUUGUCUCUCAUCUUCCUCUACCGCCAGUUCACGGCCAAGAGGACGCAUAAGGUGUCUCGACCCCCAAACAUCCCGAGCAUAAGCUUGACAUUGGAGAAGUACCGCUAUGUGGAGGAAGGCCUGGCCAGCACCCAGGACAUGGCAAAACCUUACGCCAGCGAUGGCACUGGCAUCCCAUGCCAAGACACAAAGUAUAGCACAUGCCAGAUGCCUGAGCUCUACCCAAGUGUGGUGCUGAGUGGAUUCAAGCGCAGGAAAGAGCAUAGCAUAGAUAUGCGCCUCAGCAGCUAAUGGCGUCCGAAGAGAACGGAUCUCGGAGAACUACAAACCUACCUUCAUACCCUUGAAGAAGAGCUGUUUUGUGGGGAAUUGUGGGGCCAGUACAGUUGUGACUGCUGACCCACAAAUGCUGGCUCAGAAGUGCUGGACUGAUGGGGCCGGGCCUCCAACAGGAGACUGAGUUUGUGACUUUUCUGAACCUCCUCGGACAGUUCAGUGGCAAACAAGAUGGAGCCCAGGGAAGCGAGGUUUCCCACCCCGCAACUUGGGAUCAGAUUUGCAACCCGUUUCAGGACUGGGAUCGACUUGAAGACCCUUUCCCCCCUCACGUUAUUGGUUCCGCGGUGGUAUUUUCAGAGAUGACUGACCUGUGGCCUCCUUAUGAGAGAAGCCUUUUUUCCCUCCUUUUUUUCGUUUGAGGGAAGAGGAAAGCCAGAGAGUGACUGGCGGUUAUCCAGUUCCCUAUAAAAAGCCGCAACCGUAGCUUCCCGCCGAAGCUCUCCUGAGGGAACCAGAUCCAACUGGGCGUCCCUGGGCAAAGAGGCGGGAGCGUCAACAUUUCACAGGUGUCUCUGAGUUAAAUGUUAAUCCGCCCACACAUUAAAAAAUGUGUCUAGCGAACAUUUUUUACGAGGCUAUGUUCUCUUCUGCCUGUGUUAACAGUGCCUCUGGGAUCCCAGAGGGAUGCAAUGAAUACUUGACCGUGCUGAUUGUAAUGCCCAUGAUACCUCUUCUGUUUGACAGGUAGUGCUUUCCUGUUUGAGCUCUGAAAUCCAUGGCAAGGAAAGUGUUUUUAAUUAUGAUUGUGUGCUACCUCUGUUAAAAUGUGAAGUUCAGGGUUUAUAAGCUGGGUUCUCAAACGUGAAGAGGAAAAACAGUAGCUUGCAUGGAGCAGGAUAGGUGCCCGAGAACCCCCAGUGUCUAGCCUCGCAACUGCCUGUACUCAGGUUACAGCGCCCCCUUCAGGUGGCAAGGGAGCAGCACUAUGCAAAGUCAGCUCUUUUGAGUGGCUGGCAGUGCAACAGCUUCUGACUGGCCGUUCUUCACUCAGGAAAUUAGUUACAAGGCACUUUUAAAUAUUACAUUUUAUUGGUGAAUUUGGAAGCCAAUAUCAACUUUUCGAAUGGAUUUAUUUACCUAUUUCCCCUCUUCAGACCUCGAAAUCCAACAGUGUUCAUAUUGGCUGCUGUUCUUUUUAAAGUAAACGGAUAUAUUCUCGCAAGCACAUUGAACUUUUGCUUUACACAAAAUGUGCCAGAUUUCCCCUUUGCAUAAUAGUUUCUUGAUCAAAAGAAAAAGAAAAAGAAAUGUUCCAACUGUAUUCAGAAGAUUGCUUUGCUAUAAUGGACAUCCGGAAAUCCUGAACUAUGAAAUAUUUAGUUUUAUACAGAAAAUAGAUGUCUGGAUGUACCAGAUCACCAGAGCUCAGGGCUGUGCCACACUUUACGCAUUCAGGCCUCAUUCAGUCAUCCCUGUUCAUUACUUGAAGUUUGCCAUGCCAAGUGGCAAUUUACCUGCUUGAGCCUUCCUGAGGGAGAAACUUGACUGCAUGCCAGCGGUGGAGCUUCAUGUUCCGCCACCAGGGGCGGAGAACAGGCACGCUGCCCCCAGUGACGUGGCGCGGCGAAGGCGCCCCUGGGAUCGCGUCGCUUGGGGCGCACUGUCCCCAACACCCCAGCUUCCUACGCCCCUGCUGCAUGCACACAGAGUAAUCUAACCAGGGGUCAACACUAUGCCUUGUGUUAGUCCUCAAGUGAUAAACAUGUCUCCCUGAAUAACUCCAAGUAGCAUUGUUUCAGCAAGGGGGAGUUGGGAAUCUAUCCCCACACUGCUGGGAUCACUGUGGGUGGUGUCCAACUAAGACCCAUUGAAUUUAAUGACUCUAAAUUAGUCGUGUCCAUUAACCUCAGUGGUAUGGCUAGUGUUGGAUAGAAUCCUGUAGAUAUCUAUCUAUAUUAUUAUCUAUUAUUUUCUGUGAAUGAAAUAUGUAAUGUAUAUCCAUCUGCCUUGCUGUUGAAUUCUAUUGAUGGUUGGAUGCAGAUGCAUUUUGAAGGAGAACAUUUGACUGUAAUUUAUUUUGAGUGUGUGCAUGAAUGAGAGGGAGAGGGGGCAGAAUUAUGGAAAGUGACCUGUUUUUUUGUGGCUGUAACUUAAUAAUUUAUUGUGCUCCUAUUUUGCCCCCACCCCCUACCCCUUCGCCUUCUUGAAGGUUAAAAAGAACAAAACUAUGCAAACUGCACUGGUUAUUUUGUAACCGUCCUGUAAUAAAAUGCAUAUUUUCAUAC